Molecule: messenger RNA, 1349 nt
Organism: Candidula unifasciata
Lineage: Eukaryota; Metazoa; Mollusca; Gastropoda; Stylommatophora; Geomitridae
Source: the annotation of a GenBank genome assembly
UUUUGGAGCCUGUCACCCAAGAAUAUCAAGCCCUGAGGGAUAAGUAUGAGAUGGCAAUCCAGUGUCAGUAUGAAGCUGAGAAUUAUGCUUCAAAAUUGAAUCAGAAGAACAAAGUUCUAGCAAGGCAGAGCCAGUUACUAAUGAGCAAAGUAGGACAACUGAACAUUGUGGAGGUGAAUUUUGAGGAUGACCCAAUUAACUCUGAUGAAACUGAGUAUCACAAAGGUCUAGACAGGAAAAUCAAAGAACUUCUGGAAGAGAAGAGUGCACUCACGGCUCAGGUGAAGAGUUUAUAUGAAGAUUACCAGAUAGAGAAAGAAAGGAGCAACCAGCUGAAAGAGAGGCUAGAGGCUUGCAGAGCUGAGCUGAAGGCAGCCAAGAGCACUAUAGCAACACAAGAGAGUACCCUACAGCAACUGGCUAAGACUUCUGAGGCUGCCUGCAAGGAAUAUGAAGAUCUACAGAAGCAGUUUGAGCUAGAAUAUACUGGUCGCACUCAAGUGGAAAAAAUGGCUAAUAAUCUUUAUGCUGAGAGAGAAGCGGCUCGCCGUCAGAGUGCAAUGCUAAUGAAAGACAUUGGGAAUGAUAACAAGCUCAUGGAAGCAUUGAUAGAAGUAGAGGAUGUUACAACAAAAAUGGAAGCAAUGAAAGCUGAGUUAGAGAACAAAAUCAAGGCCCUACAAGAUGAACUAAAAGCUCAGAAAGAGAGUUCUGGUGUGGAUAACCUGGAGAGAGAAAUCGUCCAGCUGACACAGGAAAGAGAUUCACUCUUGCAAAGACUUGAAGAGGCUGAGCAUUCUUCUGAAGAGCUGAGGUCCCAGUAUUCUUUGUUGACCAAUCAGUAUGCAGAUCUUGAGAAGAAGUAUGACAAUGUCACCAACAUAGUACCACCAAGGCCACCUCCACCACCUCCACCUCCACCCAUUUCAAAAACUGGAGGGUUUCUGGCUAAAAUUACAGGAGGAAAGAAAAGGAAAAUUCAGCAACAGUUGGCACUUGGUGGAGCUGAGGUCAGCAAGGAUUAUUCAAAAGCAGUUGAUGAGAUGAUGAAACGAAUUAAACAAGGAAAUAUUGGCUUAAGACCUGUACUCAAGAAAAGAACAAAAUCAUGCCCUGAAGAAGAAGAAGAUGGGAAGGCAAUGAAGGAGUUACAGAACAUUCUGAACAAAAUGAAAAAAGCCCGCAGUGAAGAGGACUUGGCCGCCAUGGAGGAAAAUACUCUAGAUGAAAAUUCAGAGCUUGCUUUGGCUUUUAAGAAAAUUCAGCGUGCCAGGCAAGACAAAAAUGACAAGCCUAGACCUGCACCAAGAAAUAAAUUGUCCAGCAUCACAGAUGAGCAGGAGCAGUAA